Molecule: messenger RNA, 7017 nt
Organism: Nylanderia fulva
Lineage: Eukaryota; Metazoa; Arthropoda; Insecta; Hymenoptera; Formicidae
Gene: Nhe2
Product: Na[+]/H[+] hydrogen exchanger 2
Biological process (GO): potassium ion transmembrane transport; proton transmembrane transport; regulation of intracellular pH
Cellular component (GO): plasma membrane
Molecular function (GO): potassium:proton antiporter activity; sodium:proton antiporter activity
Source: RefSeq, a predicted model, not a curated record
ACGUUGUCCGGCGCGCGCGUCAUCGCCACGAGCGAGGGUGGCGAACCGGGCAAAACAACCCCGCGAGCGCGACGAAAACGAGGACUGCGACGUUGAAAAGCCGUUAUUGAAACGGCGACAUGAGACGGGGGUUGUAAAUCCCGACUGCAAACAAUUAAACCGCGCGUAAAUAAACGCGUCUCGGGGUAUUUCUGGAAAAACUCCGGCGAGAGAGAAGAGCGCAUCGGCGUGGCGAACGCGUAUACCUUUCUCGACGCCGUCGAGGAGCGACUAUAUCGGGGCGUCGCGACGCUUGCGCGGAUUUCAUCGACGAUCAGCUGGUUGGGAGCGCGCGUCUAUCGGGUGGGAGAGCGACCGACGAGGGACUUGGCUCGUAGGUGAAGGAAGACAAAGAGAGGGUGGACGGUCUAGGUAGAACGAAGAUAGACAGUGCGAAAACGUCCUACAUCCAACGCGUUACACGCGCGUUCUUCCCCGUUGCUCUCGACGUUUAUCGGCGUCGUCGCCCGUCGACGUCGUCCACGACGUCAGUACGCCGUCGUGUUGUGCCGUGCUGUGCAGUGCUGCUGCUGGGGCGCGUCGUCGAUGCACAGGUCGAUAGAGCGCACGCCGGCGAGAAGGUGCGACUCGACGACACGUCCGGUUCGAUGAGUUCGCUCGGUUUAUCAUAAUGCGGCACGUCCGCGUUAUCGUCGCCACGCUUCUUCCUGUCCCUCCACCACGUCGUCGCCGACGUCUUCGAGCCGCCGCGGCCGCGCUCGCCGCCGGCCGACUCCGUCGAGACUCGAGAACGUCGUCGCGGUUAUUCGCGAGCGGCGCUCAACGCGAGCAGCGUCGCGCUUGAGACGAGUUCAUCAGCUCCCGUCCCCGGUCGUCUCCUUCACGUCGUUUGACAGGUCGUGUCCCACGAGUUGUCCAUGCAUAUAUACGCGACCGCUCACACAUGUCGAACCAGUCGAGAACAGUCCAAGACGGAGCCAACCCGAGCCAAGCUGGCGGUUGUUUUUGGCUCCCGUUGUGAUCUGUGAUCGCUGGUGAAUCUUGAUUCAAUCUCGGAGCAGCUGAGAGCGUUUCCAACGAUAGUUUGUUACACUCCGACGACGUCGUUCCUCUGGAUGCUGCUGCGUACGAGGAACAUGGACCAGCAGCUGUCAUCGUGGCGCGCGACGUUUCUUGGCGCCGAAGCAGUGUGAGUCACGCUUAAUUAUUGAGUUUGACGUUUCAAUGAUUUACGGCCGCGAUUUGUUAUUGUCGUUUGUUUCCCUCGCAAUUUCUACUUGAUCCCCGGAACGAUUAUACAACAAAAUAGCUUUCUUUUAUUUAUUUAUCUCCCAAAACGGUCGUAUAUAAACUUAUACUUGCCGCAGACUGCGAAGACAACAUUGGCUCUUUGACGAGGGACAAGUGCGGGAAUAAAAUAAAAUUAUUCAUCGGAAAAGAAUUUGCUGACGCGCAACAAGGGUUUGUAAAGGCGGAGAGAAAGAAGAACGGAAAAGGUUCCUCUACCUGAAAAACGAGUCGGCGUGCCGCACAACAGCGUGACUCGGGAACGACCCAGGAAACGACCACGCUGCGUUGGGUAGCGCGACAGUCUGUGCAUGUGUAUACGUACAAGUGUGCCGUGCAUACGUGUGAUCGGAGGGUAGCGAGUUCGUGAAAAGUAAACCCGCCCCUGAUCAUUCCGAAUAGCCGUGCGCUACGGAGAGAGAUUAGGGGAAGUUCGUAUAUAAAAGCGCGAGCGUGUGCUUCGUCGUCGUGGCGGUUCCCUUCUGAUGGUACAGCGAGUGGCAGCAGUGACUCACCGGCGACGAACGAGCGCGGACGACGACGCGGACAGCCGUCGUCCCCAGCAACAGAAGCACCACCAUCGUCGUCGUCGUCGUCGUCGUCGUCGCUGCCAAUCCGUCAUCCAUCCGUCAUGGGCCCCGCCGCGAUGAUCAUCCCCGUGCUCGUCCUCGCCGUCCUGCACUGUCCAGGAUGCGGCCUCGCCGCGCUCGCGCGCUUCCACGAGUUCGGAUCCGCGGAGCGGAUCCCGGUGGACAAGCAUUCCGCGCCGCACGGGCCGCAGAUCGACCCGGAGUUUCCCGGUGACCCCUACGCGGCUUAUCCCGGCCUGGGCUUCGGACCCAUGGGUCCGGUCGUCCGCUCGGCGCUGCCGAACGACGCCACCUUGCGCAGCCUCUCGUCCGCCGCGGGUGCUGCGGACGAAGCCGCGCAACAUCCCGAGGGUACCCAACAGCUGACCGCGCGCGACUCCAAUACGAAGCACGACGUCGAGCAGAAGCCGAAGCCCGAGUAUCGCAUCAUCACCGUUGAGUUUCCGCGCGUCGAGACGCCCUUCGUCAUCGGGAUAUGGAUCUUCUUCGCCAGUCUCGCGAAAAUCGGCUUCCACAUGGCGCCGAAGCUCAGCAAGAUCUUUCCCGAGUCCUGCUUGCUGAUCGCCGUCGGGGUGAUCAUCGGCCUCCUGCUGUUCCAGGCGAGCAGCGUCCACGUGUCCCCACUGACCCCGGACACGUUCUUCCUGUACAUGCUGCCGCCCAUCAUCCUGGACGCUGGCUACUUCAUGCCCAAUCGGCUGUUCUUCGACCAUCUCGGAACGAUACUGCUGUUCGCCGUCCUUGGGACUAUAUUUAAUACGAUGUCGAUAGGUGCGUCCUUAUGGUUACUGGGGAAAAGCGGCAUAUUCGGCUGUGAUACGCCUAUCCUCGACAUGUUCCUAUUCUCGGCGCUGAUCAGCGCGGUCGAUCCCGUGGCGGUGUUAGCCGUCUUCGAGGAGAUCCACGUAAACGAGAUCCUCUACAUCGUCGUGUUCGGGGAGAGUUUAUUGAACGACGCGGUCACUGUCGUGCUCUAUCACAUGUUCGAGACCUACAGCGAGAUGGGCCCUUCCAGGAUCAUCUACACGGACGUACUAGCGGGUUUAGCCUCGUUUCUGGUGGUGGCGAUCGGCGGAGCGUUCAUAGGUAUAGUUUGGGGUUUUGCUACUGGCUUCGUGACCAGAUUUACUUACCAGGUGCGCGUGAUCGAGCCGAUCUUCAUAUUCGUGAUGGCGUACUUGGCUUACCUCAGCGCGGAGAUCUUCCAUUUGUCCGGCAUAUUGGCAAUAACCUUUUGCGGCAUUACCAUGAAGAAUUAUGUCGAGGCUAAUAUAUCACACAAGUCCCACACGACCGUCAAGUAUACAAUGAAGAUGCUGUCGAGCAGCUCGGAGACAAUCAUUUUCAUGUUCCUCGGUGUCGCCACAGUGAACAAUACACACAACUGGAAUACAUGGUUCAUCGUCAUGACGAUAGUCUUCUGCUCCGUUUAUCGGACUGUGGGCGUGAUAGUGCUCACGGCGGUGGCGAACCAGUUCCGACUCCACAAAUUGGACAAAGUGGAGAAGUUUGUGAUGUCCUAUGGCGGUUUGCGUGGCGCGGUGGCAUUCGCUUUGGUGCUCCUCAUAGAUCCUAGACACGUACCCCUACAGCCCAUGUUCGUCACCACGACUAUCGCAGUUAUCUACUUCACCGUGUUCAUCCAGGGAAUCACCAUCAAACCCCUCGUCAGAAUUCUGAAUGUCAAGAGGGCCGAGAAAAGGAAACCGACGAUGAACGAGAGAAUCCACGAGAGGAUAAUGGAUCAUACGAUGGCGGGUAUCGAGGAUAUUUUGGGAAAACACGGCAACUACCACGUGCGCGAUAAAUUCAAGCGAUUCGACAACAGAUUCAUCCGACCUUAUCUCGUGAGAAAUCACUGUGGCGCAGAGCCGAAAAUUUUGGAAACCUAUUCGAAGCUGGCGAUGAAGGAUGCGUUGGAUUAUAUAAGAAGAAAUGCCUCAACUAUCGGCAAUAUUAGCGGCACCGAAAGUAUGUCGGCGAUAUUUCGUAAUUACAGUAAUACCGGACAGUUUAAUGGAAGUCCCAGCUGCAGCCAGCUCGAGACCGGAUGGAAUAUCGAUCUUCAGGAACUCGAGUACAAUCCUUCUAAAAAAGACCUAACGGACGCGAGAAUUCACCAUCUACUUGCCGAAGAGCUUUGUAAACCGUACAAAAGGCAUCGGCGUUUAAGCUACAGUCGACACGCAGUAAACGAUCGGGAUUUGUCGACACAAGUCAAUUACAAAAUGCACAUGAAUAUUCGACGGAUGAUGGGAGAACACAAGCAUCGCCACAAACGCAGCAAAAAGUUACUCAAAGACGGCAAACAGAAUCACGUUAGUUUCCCAGAAUUUCAACAACAAAACGGCUCGACAAAAUUAUUUACGCAAGAUUACAUCAAUGGCGUGCUGUACGAGUUAGAAAACGGAGAAAAUGGAGAAAACGGAGAAACCUCGGAGAAGCCUUCGAGCAAAGAGGAUUGGGAUUCGGCGAUCACAUUCACCGCACGAACGUCCGAUUCGCCCAAUGUAAACGCGGAGAAUCAACACGCUACCACUGCUACUACGUCGAUGGAUACGAUAAAUACGGAUGAAGGAGAUUUGAAAAUAGGACGCGACGGCGCGGAAGGCUAUAGGGUAACCACCCCCACGGCAACGGAAACCAUGUUACCGUGGAAACGUGAAGACGAUUAUGAGUCAGGUCAUCCGAUCAAGCAGAACGAAUUUCCAGCUUGGUGCUCCAAUAAGGAAUACCUCGCCUACAGCUCGCCUUCUGCCACUUUCUUAGGUGGAAUCGAACAACCGAAAGCCCAAUCCGUGUUUGGCCUAUUUCGACGUGAGAGCGUGUGUACGCCCGAUAUCGAUUGUCAGGAGACCGUCGACGAGGCGGACGAAACAGACGAAUACACCCCCGCGCAAAUGGAUUCCCCCGUUAAAACCAAGGGCAACUCGAGAGUGCCCGCGAGACGGAGGGUGUCGAUGAUGGAGCUCGGAUCCGCCGAGCGGAAGAACUCGAUGGACAGGACUGGGGAUGACGGUUCUCACUCCUUGCCAGACUGCUGGAGCGCCCAGAGGAUGCGUAUUAACUCCUUCGCUUGCUCGUCCGCCCAGAUGCCGAGCCUGUCAACCGCCCUGAUCACCUCCUCCACGUCGGAGUCGUCGGAGGACGUGGAGGACGACGAGGACGUGGAGAAGGCUUGACCCUUGGGGACCGUCGCCGAGGAGCGACUGUCCGUAUACGCGGACGACGUCGAGCGUCGACGACGUCCCUUUCGACGACCGCCGCGACGACACUCGUUGCUCACGUCGCUCCUGCGACGCCCAAGUGCCCCCGUUUGAGAGGAGCUGCCCUUGACAAGUCGCCUUCUGCAGGAGGAGACUUAUUGCGAAUCGCGGCCCGAAUCUCAUUGAUUGCGCCUCCGCUCUGUAAUUGUGAAAUCUUCAAUCGCGAGCAGCGAUGGACGAAUUUCGCAGAAAGGACGGCGAAGAAAUAUCAUUGCGUCGAUGUUUUUCGAUUCGGAUUUUCUACGAGGAGAAAUAUAUGUAUUUAUAGGGAAGCGCGAAAAUUCUCGCGCUGAAUAGAGAAAGUUUUUUGCGAGGAGAGAGAAAAGAGAGAGAUAAGAUAUUUUUCUAAAAGUUAAGUAAUAAGUUUCUCUGCUUAUAUAAUACGAUGAAUCUUAUUAAAAGCGGGAUCUUUUGCUUGCGUUAGAGAUACUCUGAUCGUUACGCGAAUUCAAAGGAAAUGGAACAGGUAGACGAAGAAUAGGAAAAUCACUUUCAAUCACCGUUUUUUUCCUGUGGAAAACAAAUUAUUCGCGAGAACGAGGGCGCUUGUCAAGAGCAACGGCUUAUUUCUAAAUCCGUCUGUAAGACGUCUUGGAAUCGUGGCCUUAAGGAUUGUGGAAGUACUUAAACGCCGACGAUUGCGUCGUUGGCGCAAAGAGAAAAACAAAUUUAUUUGUCGGUGCUAUCGGUAAAUAUCUUGCAGAGAAAUCAUUUCGCCGCAAAUGACUUGUCCCAAGAUUUACCACGAGUUCCUUCUCUCGGAGGUUGAUUCGAUGAUGAGCUCACACACCACGAUCAUCGCUGCUGUGUGCUUCACAAAUUGAGCUAUGAUCAAACUAUCGACUUUUAAAAAAUCGAGAAUAUUGCGCUUUUCGCAAUUUACCACUUGAUUAAAUAAAGUAAUAAGGCGACGCAUUCGAUACGCGUUCACUUGUGGUGAACCAAGUCGUUAGUUCGAUCGCAGCUAUCUCGCAAAAUCUAGCGUUAGGUGUGUCCAGCAUCGUUAGCAGUCCCGUUUGUCACGGUUUCUGACGCAUGCAUGGCACGCAGCAAUAUAUGCCGCGGUAUAGAUGAUAUCCCAUAGCGGUGCAUCCGCGGCCGAAUUUAGGAAAUUUCUUUUUAAGCGAACGACUCAGUCAAAAAAUAAUAAAUACCAUUACAUAGAACCAGCGCGAGUGAGAUAAAUAGCAGACGCGUCGUUCUCCCUUCGAGUAUGGCCUUAAAAAAAUACUUUCCUGUAAAAAAAACGGAUACUCGUGUGUAAUAACGGUGCAUGUGGUGCGUAUAAUACACUGUCACACAUUGUUAAUACCAGCACCGCGGCACCACUUGGUCAAUAUUUAGAAAAGAAACAGCAGCAUGUACAUACAAAUUUUUCUUAGAAAAAAAAGAUACGCUAGAAAAUUGUCAGCAUCCUCAUCGUCAUUUUCUCAACUGCAUUUUCAUCCUUACUAUUUUUGUUAACGUUUAGUAUUAUUUCGUCGCUUCAGAAAAGAGAAGAGAAAAAAAGAGGCACAGAAUGCGAACCAUUUAGAGCAUUCGGUAUUCUAGUUAUUAUUGUUACAAUUGUUACUCUAUCUCGCUAGUGAUGAAUACUAGUUCUACUAAUAAUCAAUAAUGCGAUUAUAUAGCCAUCGCAGACAGAAAGCGGAAACGCAUCGAGCUCUGCUAGAUUUCGAAAGUCGAGGGGAACGUCGACUGGAAUUUUUUGACAACUGGAAAUCAUUGAUUUUGAUUAUCAAAUUAUUGUCGAAAAUAUUACAUAACAAUGUUAAACGUGAUUAUCUCGCGAAUGAUGAAACCUUGUCAUCGAACGUCCCGAAAAAUUUUGCAUAUAUAUACACUGAAAAAAAAAUUUUGUUGGAUUAACAAAA